This is a messenger RNA of Sabethes cyaneus, 1064 nucleotides long. RefSeq names its product peroxiredoxin 1. Gene Ontology annotation, biological process: cellular response to stress; hydrogen peroxide catabolic process; removal of superoxide radicals. The record is from RefSeq and is a predicted model, not a curated record. Gene Ontology annotation, cellular component: cytosol. NCBI's taxonomy places the organism in Eukaryota, Metazoa, Arthropoda, Insecta, Diptera, Culicidae. Gene Ontology annotation, molecular function: thioredoxin peroxidase activity. The coding region runs from base 179 to 769 and encodes 196 amino acids. The transcript has 2 exons.
UUUUUGUGAUCUACUAGCGGUUGGAAGUUUUUUGUUUCCGUUGUGUUUGUCCAACUCUAGUGCUAAGCAGUUUAGCAGGAAGCCGGUAUUCCUGAAAAGAAAAAUACCCAACGAACGAGGCUCUUCACUAGUUCCUUUGUGUUAACAACCGUAAAAAGCACAACCAACAAAUUUCAUCAUGCCAGUCCCGGAGCUACAGAAGCCAGCACCGAAGUUCGCCGGCACGGCCGUCGUUAACGGUGCCUUCAAGGAGAUCAAACUGGAGGACUUCGCCGGCAAGUAUCUGGUGAUUUUCUUCUACCCACUGGACUUCACCUUUGUCUGCCCGACCGAGAUCAUCGCAUUCUCGGACCGUGUCGAGGAGUUCCGCAAGCUGGGCUGCGAGGUAAUUGGAGUGUCCACCGACAGUCACUUCACCCAUCUGGCCUGGAUCAACACGCCGCGCAAGCAGGGCGGUCUGGGUGAGCUGCAAAUUCCGCUGCUCGCGGACAAGUCGAUGAAAAUCUCGCGGGACUACGGUGUACUGCAGGAGGAGAGUGGCAUUCCCUUCCGUGGUCUGUUCAUCAUCGAUGGCAAACAGAAUCUCCGCCAGGUGACGGUCAACGAUCUGCCGGUGGGUCGUAGCGUCGACGAAACGAUCCGCCUGGUGCAGGCGUUCCAGUACACCGACGAACAUGGCGAGGUUUGCCCGGCCAACUGGAAGCCCGGUUCCAAAACCAUGGUAGCCGAUCCGAACAAAUCGAAGGAAUACUUCAAUGCAGCAAACUAAGUUUGCACCAUUCACUGUCAUAUCGUUUAAAAAAAAACUAACAGUUAAAUAAGACACACAAAAGCUGACACUAAUAUCAUCGCAAUUAGGUUUGAAUUAGCAUAUUAUUUAAAACCAUAGCACCGUUAGAAGCAACCCAACCAGAGGAGGCUCUCUACGAAGGAGACAACCCGAAUAGCCAGGAGCUAGUGUAAUCAUACUUGCAUCUCAUUGUCGUUUCACUUCCCUCUUCGUAUCCCUUCGCAAGCAAGUUGGAGAGAAAACUAUGAGCAAUAAUAAAAAGUAUUGUUUUCCA